AUUUGGUCUCCUUCCCGCUCCGAUUACUCGCUUCCACUUGCCCAAUCUAAUGCGCCUCUUUGUCACCCCGCGCUUUCCUCCCCUCCACCAUGCAAUACAAGUACAUCUUCCUCCCACCAAUCCACGCCCGCCCAAACUCAACACCAAAAACCUCACGAUGACACCCCAGCCACCUCCUCAACCAACCCUGGGGCAACCGCCCUCCCUCUCCACAACUCUAAACCCUCCAUCGGGGCCCAGCUCUCCCCAGGCAAGCAACUCUGCAUUCACACGAACCCAAAGAUCGGCCCAGGCACGCAAUAAGCCCUUCAGUACAGCGAGCACUCUUCUUGCAGCCUCCACUUCCGCCGAGACGCAACGAGGGAAGAGCGAAGUACUCGGCGGGCCAAGCAUGGAUACAUACGAGCAGGCGCAGUUGAGGAAUCAAGCGGCGGAGAUCUUGGAAAGUGUGGAGUUGUUGAUCUGGUAUUCUGCAAGUAGGAAUGAGGUACGGCAUCCCCCUGUGCAGACACCUUAUUCCCUCGACUAGGGACGCAUACCUACCAGUUGCUGUUAAUGCCCC
Lindgomyces ingoldianus is the source of this 562-nucleotide messenger RNA. RefSeq lists its product as uncharacterized. The record is from RefSeq and is a predicted model, not a curated record. Lineage: Eukaryota; Fungi; Ascomycota; Dothideomycetes; Pleosporales; Lindgomycetaceae. The transcript has a single exon. The coding region runs from base 50 to 529 and encodes 159 amino acids.